AUGUUGUCUGCGUCUCAAACAGGAGAAUUAUGCAGAAGUGGCACAGGAAGGGAUAGAGGAAACAUACGACCAACUUUGUUUAAAGGUGCGUACCUGAUUUUAGAAUGUAAGAAGAACAAAAGGGGUUGUUGCAUGAAACAAGUGUAUUCAUUUGGAGCAGGAAAACGUGUGAAACGAGAAAAUCACGAAACAGAACAACCUCUUACCAAGCCUAUGACCGGGAAAGUGAUUCGCAUGACGAACUUAAAAUUUAUGGAUAUAACAUCCUCUCUCUUCCCAAGUUUUUAA
Messenger RNA from Clunio marinus, 288 nucleotides. Lineage: Eukaryota; Metazoa; Arthropoda; Insecta; Diptera; Chironomidae. The record is from the annotation of a GenBank genome assembly.